This is a messenger RNA of Thunnus maccoyii (southern bluefin tuna), 4262 nucleotides long. It is a transcript of the gene septin9b, whose product is annotated as septin 9b. Bases 489 to 2315 code for a protein of 608 amino acids. The transcript is spliced from 12 exons. The record is from RefSeq and is a predicted model, not a curated record. NCBI's taxonomy places the organism in Eukaryota, Metazoa, Chordata, Actinopteri, Scombriformes, Scombridae. Gene Ontology annotation, biological process: cytoskeleton-dependent cytokinesis. Gene Ontology annotation, cellular component: septin complex; microtubule cytoskeleton; cell division site. Gene Ontology annotation, molecular function: GTPase activity; GTP binding; molecular adaptor activity.
GCAAACAGCUUCCAGAGGAAAAAGCAGCCAACACAUGACAUAAGUUCAGGUGUCUUUGAGAAGAAAGCACUUCAUUCAUGUGCUAUGUAUGGGCCAAUAGAGCUUUCACAUCUACAGUACAAGGAGUCCAAGACUGGAUAUACAGUAUGGUCUCCAAUGGAGAUCCGUGCGUAAAAGGCGCGUAACGGGGAUCCCUACCCGCCCCCUUCAUGCGCUUACAUUCCCUUUACUACGGUCGUGUGAUUACGAGACUCAGCAUCCCACUGAAAGUCCACAUCAUCGACAUCAGCGGAUCACACGGCACAUCUACAUCUGCGCUGCCUGGAGACACACAGUGUCAUCACGCACUGAGAGCGAGCUGCACAAGAACAAGUGCAAGGAAACUGAGACUAAGUCGACUUCAGCGAGUCCAUCGAGUUUCCAUCUGAGGAGCGAAGCGCAGCUUUUCCUGACGGCUGAGUGAAGUGGACCAACAGCAAACUCAGAGCAUGAAGAAGACUCCCAAUUCAGCUCUGAAGAGGUCCUUUGAGGUGGAGGAUGUCGACACUUCAUCUCACUCUUCCCCCGGUUCCCGCCGGACAACCAACUCCCCUCACCGUAACGCCAUGUCUCCCACCAGCAUCUACUACCGUGACCUGGGCACCGCUGCCCCAGCUACCAACAACAACAACCUCAACUACACCCAACCCCGCUCCAUCAUGGGUGGAGGAGGCUCCAAGACCCCUGAGCCUGUGUCGCGCCGCUCUGAACUUUCCAUUGACAUCUCCUCUUCAUCCAACAAGCAGGUGGAUAACAUCACCAGCCCCGCCUCUGCACGCUUUGGGAGCAACAGCGCCUUGAAACGCCCCGAAGUCCUCGGCCACUCCAAGACCCCCGAGAUGAGCCACAAGAGGGAGGUCACUUUCGCCAAGACGCCUACUGACUCCCUAGUGAUACGCCGUAACGAAGGCAACAAUAACAACAACGGGACCAGCCGGACCCUUGAGCAGAACCACGCUCGCAAAUUUGAGCCCCCCAGUCCCGGGGAUGUCCGUAAACCUGAUAUCAGCAUCACCAGAGCUCCGCCGGAGAACAACGGCCACCACGCAGCAGUACAUCACCCACACCACCCCAAUCCUCACCACAACACCAUCGUCACCACCUUCCGCUGCUCCUCGCCCAACCACGCCGGACGCAAAUCCCCCAACACUGACAGGUCAGAGGUCAAUCUGAGCCACGGCAACAUGUCUGAAUCCGCAAAGCCCCACCAACCUAACCCACAGGGUAAGGGGGAGAAAACCCAUGGCAGCGACUUCAGCUAUGUCGGCAUCGACGCCAUACUGGAGCAGAUGAGGAGGAAGGCCAUGAAACAGGGCUUUGAGCUCAACAUCAUGGUUGUGGGACAGAGCGGCCUGGGGAAAUCUACUCUGAUGAACACACUGUUCAAGUCCAAGGUGAGCCGCAAGUCAGUUCAGCCCAACACAGAGGAGAGGAUCCCCAAGACUGUCGAGAUCAAGUCCAUCAGUCACGAUAUUGAGGAGAAAGGAGUGAGGAUGAAGCUGACAGUAAUUGACACUCCUGGCUUUGGGGAUCAGAUCAACAAUGAAAACUGCUGGCUGCCCAUUAUGAAAUUCAUCAAUGACCAGUAUGAAGCCUACCUGCAGGAGGAAAUCAACAUCAACAGGAAGAAGAGGAUCCCAGACUCCAGGGUGCACUGCUGCAUAUACUUCAUACCUCCCACUGGCCACUGUCUGAGGCCUCUGGAUGUGGAGUUCAUGAGGCGUCUCAGUAAGGUGGUCAACAUCGUCCCCGUCAUCGCCAAGGCCGACACGCUCACCCUGGAGGAGAGGGACUACUUCAAGCAGACGAUUAGGGAAGAGCUGCGAGCCAAUGGGAUUGAUGUUUAUCCCCAGAAAGAGUUUGACGAGGAUGCAGAGGACAGGAUGAUCAAUGACAAAAUCAGGGAGAUGAUCCCUUUUGCUGUGGUGGGCAGUGACCAGGAGUACCAGGUGAAUGGGAAGAAGAUUCUAGGGAGGAAAACAAAGUGGGGCACCAUAGAGGUUGAGAAUAUUGCACACUGUGAGUUUGCUUACCUGCGAGACCUCCUCAUCAGGACACACAUGCAGAACAUCAAGGACAUCACAGGCAGCAUCCACUAUGAGACGUAUCGCGUCCGCCGGUUAAAUGAAUCCAACGCCCUUUUCAACUCUCAACCGCCGUCUGACCAUCCUGCGGCGGUUCAGUCAAAGACCAACGGUCAGCCCGAGGAGCAGCCCGGCGCCACGCAGGCCAACGGAGUGGCUGCUCAGCAUGAAGCCCUGUCCCACGAGAUGUAGAGAGUCCUGUACGGAGAAAAAUCGCCAAUUUAUGACAUCAGGACACAGCCAGGCACAAAACUUAUACUCACACAUCUGUUUCUCUGUUUACAUGAACAAGCCCACACGCAUUCAAACACACACUCAAUUCCUAGAAGGACUUUUUUGGCAAAAAAAAAACAGACCUAAACCACAGCUUUUAAUUUAUCAAUAAGUAACAAGAAACAGUACUCAGACUAACACUCUACAUUUCUUAUCCUGCAGCAAGUUUUUCCAUCUUUUUUCAUCAUUUAGAUUCUGAGCAAAGAUGCACAUACACUUCUCGUCCGCUCUUGUUUCGACCGAUACAAUCUCCAUACAGGAUCGUCUAAAAUAAACCGUGAAAGUUCUCAAGUCAUGGAUAAACAAAAUUUAAUUUACUCAUGUCUUAUAACUGAGCUUUAGCUGCUGGGUUUAUUUUUAGAUCAUCCAUUGGCUGUCAGGCCUGCAGCAGCUGCAAGUUAGAUUAAGUAACUCAGCAGUGAAACAAUAGACAAGAUUUUGAUCAGUAUAGAUGAGUAUAAUGGAAAAAGAGCAUCCAGAGGAAAAUAUCCUGUUUUUUUUCUAUAAACUACUUUUGCAGGAUCUUCGGUUGACAGGAGGUUUGGUCUGAUGGGGGCCGUCCAGAUGAGGAGAUAACACCAUGACUCCAAAUGAAAUACAGCAUAUCAGAUGAUAACUAGAUUAGCUCUAAAGUAGAAAUAACUGUUAGUGCCACUGGCCUGGUCCGCUUUGUGUUGUGGUGUAUAGUUUUGUAUAGAAACUAGGGUUAAGUAGAGAUAUUUAGAUUAGUGUUAUGGAGGAAGUAAAGAUAUUGUUGACACCUCCGCACUGCAAAUUAAAAAAAGAAAGCAUUAGUGUGGAGCAGCUUUCGGGAAAAACGAGUCCUCGUGUCAUUUUUCCGUUGUUUUAUGAUGUUUUCGAAACCCCUUUUUUUGCCAAACCAUCCCGUCUCUUUCUAUAUAAAGCCGAUGUCGUGUAAUACAGUCAUACCUUGCAUUUUACAUUGCUUAUUUACUAUUGUAUUUUUAUUGCUGUUGUUCAUGUUCUAAUAUUAUUAUAUAAGAUGGGGGGGGGGGGUUGUGGAGGAAUCUGUGCAGCCGUUUUGUCCAUUUUACUGACUGUAAACCAAAUAAAAGUCAAUUUUUUUUCUGUUCUAAAGAGAAGCACACGCAGUACAUAGAAUGGAUUUAUGAAUAGUUAUUUAUGUGUAUGUUUAGUGGAAUUCAACUAAUUCAUCUUUCAUUCCAGCUGUUGGCUUCCAGAGGUUUGCUGCAGGUCUUAAAGAGUGAUGAUCUUUUUGGGUUUAGAAAGUGUUUCUGUUGCCUGUAUUCAUGUAGUAUGUUGCAUCCUUUUGGCAAGGCUGCGUUAUAACUAGCACCGAUUUACCUGCUAGUGAAGUACAGAAGUCGUCUAUAUUUGUACUUUGAAUACUAAUAAUUACAACUGAUCCUGCCGAUAGAUAAUAUUUACAGCAGUGACAUUUACAUUGCAAGCUUAAAGCAUUUUGUCAGAGGAGGAUGUUUUAUUACCAUUGAGAGGAAGAAUUUGUGCCAAAAACCUUUUAAAUAAAACCUUGUACAUGAUGCCACUCUAUUACAGAAGGAACUGGGAUGUUUUUUUGUUAAUAUUUUGUGAAAUUACAAGCUCAAGGGACAUUUUAGAGGCUAUGUCUAAAUUUAUAACGUUCUCAUAAUUUCCUAACAAAAAUACUCAGUGUAUGCACUGCCUCGUCAAGUCUCCAAAUAUAAAAUAAUUGCAUACUUGCCUUCAGGACAGAUAAUAAUUUCAUAAACCAAGAGAAAGAUAUUGGGUUACACUUUGUUUACUGUUGUAUAGUUCUUGUGUAAUUUGUUAUGGUAUUAUAGCUUAAGGUUUUAAAUUGAUAUGCUAUCUCAAAGAAUAAAGAUUGAUAUUUUUAUUGUUUAA